Xiphias gladius (swordfish) is the source of this 3594-nucleotide messenger RNA. Its product is annotated as C-type lectin domain family 12 member B-like. Gene Ontology annotation, biological process: cellular response to molecule of fungal origin. Gene Ontology annotation, molecular function: (1->3)-beta-D-glucan binding. The transcript is spliced from 7 exons. The coding region runs from base 330 to 1190 and encodes 286 amino acids. Lineage: Eukaryota; Metazoa; Chordata; Actinopteri; Istiophoriformes; Xiphiidae. The record is from RefSeq and is a predicted model, not a curated record.
AAACGUGGUUUAAAGGUUAACAUGGUAGACAGGUUAACAUAUUGAGGUCAGUAUCAUAUCACACAUCUUCUGUAUUCACUGACCACAAAGCGACACUGUCGCUCGAGCAUCACUGUCUGACAUUGUCUAGAAAAAACUGUAUCAUAAUGCAAACAGAGAAGCUGCCAUUUUUACAGAGCUGAGGGAAGAGGAAACUCUUGUUCUCCAUGAGGUAUUGUUUUGCUGGUAAAGCUUCAGUCACACUUUUCACGCAUCAGCAAGAGUUUCCUUUUCAACCUGCCCUCAUUCUCUGCACUGAAGCAAGUACAGUGAUGUGUGACUUCUAAGGGAUGGAGGAAGAACUCAAUUAUGCUACCGUGGUUUUCAAAAAUGGUGGUGGAACUCCAAAAGAGAAAAAUGAAGACUUCACAAUUUAUUCUACAGUAAAGACUAAAGGGUCUGCUACUACUGUACCAACAGAUGGUGAAGCAGCUGCACACUCUCAGCACCUUCGUCUGUUGGCAGUGUGUUUGGGGAUAAUUUGUGUCCUCCUGGUGGGGAGCCUCAUCUACAUCGGUGUGGUAAUGAGUGAACAGAAAGCGAAAUUCACAGCCAAUCUCAGCAACCUCACAGCAGAAAAUCAGCAGCUGGUCAUGAAGAACAGCAACUUAGAGAGUAAGACAGAGGAGCUGAGCAGAGACAGAGAUGAUCUCAACUGGACGCUCACAGUCAUCCUGAAAUUCAACAGCUUUCCAGUAGAUAAGUACUGCCCUCAGAAACAGUGUCAGCCGUGUCAGAGAGGCUGGAUUCUGUUCCAGGAAAAGUGCUAUCUGUUUUACAUGGAAUACAGGUAUUGGAAGACAUGGCGAGAAAGCCAAAUUUAUUGCCAAAGCAGAGCUGCAGAUCUGGUUGUUAUUGAUAGUCUACAGGAACAGGAAUUCAUCAGUAAUCACAUUGAGUACUAUUACGACAAGUAUCAUGGAUACUGGUUCGGAUUACAUCAGACUGCCGACAAAACCUGGCUCUGGGUUAAUGGACAUAAUGAAACCCUAGGGUACUGGACCGCGCAGGCAGCCAUUCAACUUGGUGAAGCUGGUCCAUGUGCACUGAUGAUCCCCGAGAGGAAUCCUACAGCAAGCUGGAACACAGCAAGAUGCAAGAUGCUGAACAGAUUCAUCUGUGAGAGUGAAGUCCUGAUAAGGUCCAAUUAGUUAGCAUUACCUUUGUUUUCUCGGUGCGUUCUGGCUCUAUAUGCUACAAACUUAAUUUCAAAAACCGUUUCAGCAGUUUCCGAAGACGAGAAACACAUAUAAAACAAUAGAACAAUAAUGUUCCUCAGAUAAGGUAAGGAUGUUUUAGUAUGUAAGUGUUCAUCAUUUUGCGUACCUAUAAAAUUGUUUUAAAAUGUUGUGUAUUGUGUUAGCUAUUGUGUCAGAUGUUUUUAUGGACAGAUAUCUAGUUUGACUGAAGAUGUGCAAAGUGUAAACUCAAGAAAUGAUGGCCAAUGCCUGUAAACGCCCUGAUGUUUGACAGGGGAUUAGGAUUCACCAUACUUACGAAACUGAUUUGCUGCAACGGGGUUUGGGGAUUUGGAUCAUCUGUUAAAUUUAAUUAUAUUUGAGUUAAGGCAAUUAGAUAUCAAUGACCUUUACUGAGAGGAUACUUUACACUAAACCCAACUAUCACUGUUAAUUCAAUGUAAUCACUGACCCAGCAUUUGUUCUUUAGGAUGAUCCAUUUUCAAAACCCUUAAAGGUCUUCUACACCAACAUCUAAACCGAAAAAUUUUCAAACUGUUGCAACAUACUUUGGUUCCUGUGGCCGACAUGCCGCAUGUGAUGUAUUAUGCACAGUGUCAGCUAUCGUAAAUUUCUGGUGUUACAUAAUGACAGAUGUGUCAAGCUGUAUUGUGCAAAAUUGUUGUUAGUCCGCUUGGAGAAUUUUUAAGAUCAUUGACAUUUUAAUUUCCCCUUUUCGUGCUCAUAUAUGACAUCAUUAGUAGUUCCUUACUGCUUGCUCUGUCAUCUGUGUCGUAUCAUUGUACAACUUUCUAAUAUAUAUUUUUUCAAACAAAAGGUCAUGGAAUGAUGUGUUUCUUAGUCUCUCUCUGGAUAUGAGCCUUAUGAUAUUCAUAGUCCUGAAGUAUCACAGUCUGUGUUGCCAAUGAGCUAAAAACUAGGAAUGGAACAGGUGAAUUCACAUUCAGCACGUUGCAUGCAUUUAAUACGUCAUUCGAGUCAAAUCUGCGUCAAGAUGUUGAAACAAACUGUUGGCACACAACCGUGUGUCCUUCCCGUCACAAUCUUCAUGAUUUCUCGGACCCUACGAUGUAGGUGAUCUCCGAGUGGCCGCAGUGUUUCAGGCUGCGGAAAGCUCAAAGUUAUUAUUUGUGGAAAAAAAGACAGAAAGGAGAAAACUGGGAAAAGGAUCGGAGGUAAUCUCCUACACUAUAUUUUGAACGUGGAGCUACAGAACAGAAAAUUAACUUGAAUUUUCAAGGGUAUAAGAGUUGGAUUAUUUACUGGUCGAACAACUAAGGGGCAGAGUUACAAAUAUCAGCUUCACAUUCAUACGUCGAUACUGUCCUACUAAGAAUAUUUUUGGUAGCAUUUUGAAUAAUGGUGUUCGUCGUCAACAAACUGUCAGGAGUCAAAUUGUACUGUAGAUGUCUAACACUAACACUUUCUUUCUUUUAAACAAUAUUCAUUCAGGGAAGUUCCAAUUGACUAUUCGAUUCAUCCCCGAAACACAUUCAAUAAAAUAAGCUUAUUGAGUAUCAAAAAAAAAUUAAUAAAUAAUCACAUAAUAUCCAUUAUAUUAUCUUUAUUUUUGGUUAAGAAUUUCAGUUAUUAUUUAACCCCCUCCGACACGGACAAUAAGAAACAUGAAAGCUGUUUUUAACCCCAGCAUUAAUAAAUCUGGCCUUUUGUCUGGCAUGGAAAUGGGAUUCAGUAUGUUAAGGAUAUUUAUAUGGAUGGGAUUUUUUGUAUCGUUUGAAUAAGCAAUAAAAUAUAAAUGACCGCAAACUCACUUCUUUUGAUAUUAACAAGAGUGUACUUUAAUUUAAAAAAAGCAAACCCAGCCACAUAAGCCCCAAAAUAUUCCCAUUAAGAUCAUUUAAGACAGAAACUAAGGAUGCGAUCUCCCAGAUUUACAGAUCCACGUAUGAGUUGAACUCUCAGUUUACAGAUAUUUUUAAAGCACAGUGGGAGACUUGGAAUGCGAUCCUAAAGUACAUAAUUUAUAAUAUAUCUAGUAGUGGACAGUGACUCAAGAAAUUGAAGAUUGUACAUUGUGUUCAAUUAACAAAAGCCAAAUUAUCCAAAAAUAAAUAUUGUCUCCCACUGCUCUGAUCCACAUGCCUGGUCGUACCCUGGUCUGCAUAGUCUCAUGGGGUUCAGUCUAUAAUAGCUCUGUGUGAUGCUUACUACAUACAAAUGAAACCAAAUCCUUUAACAAGCAUUUUCAGAGUAAAACGAGAGAAUGCUGCCUGGUCUAUGAAUAUUCAAAACACUAUUGGCGUUACCGCCGUUAGCCCCUCGUCUUAUCCUAAUUGACUGGAAUUAAGUGGUCGAAAAAUGUCAUUUUUACAUGGUCACAGGGAUAAAAAAAAAA